AUGGAAUCCAGAGCCACUGUAAACAACGUCACGGAGUUCAUUUUCACUGGCCUCUUCCAGGAUCCAGAGGUGCAGAGGGUGUGCUUUGUGUUCUUCCUCUGUGUGUACCUGGCCACAGUGGUGGGCAAUGGGCUCAUUGUCCUGACGGUCAGCUUCAGCAAGCAUCUCUCCUCCCCGAUGUACUUCUUCCUCAGCUCCCUGUCCAUGGUGGAGAUCUGCUACUCCUCUUCUGUUGUCCCUAAAUUUAUCAGUGACUUCCUUGCCAAGAUCAAAACCAUCUCGAUGAAGGGCUGUCUGGCUCAGAUAUUCUUCUUCCACUUCUUCGCUGUGGCAGAGAUCCUGUUGCUUGUGGUGAUGGCCUAUGACCGCUAUGUGGCCAUCUGCAAACCUCUCCAUUACAUGAACAUCAUGAGUCGUCACGUGUGCCACACGCUGGUGGCUGGUUCUUUUGUGGGAGGCUUUCUCCACUCUAUCAUUCAGGUACUGAUCACCCUUCCACUGCCCUUCUGUGGUCCCAAUGUGAUCGACCACUACUUCUGUGACCUUCAUCCUUUAUUCAAGCUGGCCUGCACUGACACCCAUGUGGAGGGAAUUGUUAUAAUGGCUAACAGUGGGUUAUUCUGUGUCAUUUCCCUCCUCAUCCUGGUGUCCUCCUAUGUGGUCAUCUUGUUCAGCCUGAGGAAGCAUUCUGCAGAGGGGAGGCGCAAGGCCCUCUCCACCUGUGCCUCGCACAUUACAGUGGUUGCCUUGUUCUUUAUGCCUGCUACCUUCACCUACAUUAGGCCCGCCUCCACCUUCACUGGGGACAAACUGGUUUCUGUAUUCUACACAGUCAUCACCCCCUUGCUGAACCCUAUCAUCUACACACUCAGAAACAAGGAGGUGCUUAAUGCUAUUGGGAAGUUCUGGUGCAAAAUAUGA
This is a messenger RNA of Perognathus longimembris pacificus (Pacific pocket mouse), 921 nucleotides long. Its product is annotated as olfactory receptor 142-like. Bases 1 to 921 code for a protein of 306 amino acids. The record is from RefSeq and is a predicted model, not a curated record. Gene Ontology annotation, cellular component: membrane. The transcript has a single exon. NCBI's taxonomy places the organism in Eukaryota, Metazoa, Chordata, Mammalia, Rodentia, Heteromyidae. Gene Ontology annotation, biological process: G protein-coupled receptor signaling pathway. Gene Ontology annotation, molecular function: olfactory receptor activity; G protein-coupled receptor activity.